Molecule: messenger RNA, 1590 nt
Organism: Cryptomeria japonica (Japanese cedar)
Lineage: Eukaryota; Viridiplantae; Streptophyta; Pinopsida; Cupressales; Cupressaceae
Product: DELLA protein RGL1-like
Exons: 1
Coding region: 1-1590 (529 amino acids)
Biological process (GO): regulation of DNA-templated transcription
Cellular component (GO): nucleus
Molecular function (GO): DNA-binding transcription factor activity; sequence-specific DNA binding
Source: RefSeq, a predicted model, not a curated record
AUGAGUGCAUCUAAUGAAGAGAUUCGUCCUCUAUUUUUGUCAGAUUAUUCAUUCAAUCCAUUUCUGUUGGAGGCAGAUGAUCCUGAGCUUGAUCUAUGUCAGUUUAUGGAUACCGAUGACAGCUUUGAACUGCCAGGACAUCAAAUGCUUUGUUUAGAGGAGGAGCCGACGAAUUCUUUUAUUCAAACCUUUCCUAUCAACGGAGAGAUAAUAAAUAGUGAUAUGAUGUCUGGGCAGUUAGAAUUUUUUUCUGAACCAGAGAAUUUCAAGACUAUGAUUGAUAAUUCCUCUGCUGGAGCACAAUUUUGUAAUAAGAUGCUACCAAACUGGUCUGACCAAAUCAUGAAAUUCCAAGGAGCUGCUGCAGUGGGAACAUGCGUUGACGAUGACCUCGAUUGUGAAGGGACUGUGCAUGGAGACGAAGAGGAAAAGCUGGAAUUGGUUCAACUUUUCUUAGCAGCCGGACAAAUGAUAGGGAACGACGAAUACGAUCAAGCUUCUCUUCUGGUCAGUAAAUGCAAGCAAUUGUCUUCUCAGCUGGGGAGUCCCACACAGAGGGUGGUCUAUUAUAUCUCCGACGCUCUACAGCAGAAAAUCCGACGCAACACUCUUGGCAUCGUAGACAACGCAUCUAAACCAGUUUCAGAUUUUGCUUUCAAUAUUAAUGGUGAGUUGGACAAAAAUGAAUUUUGUAGUCUCGUUGCUUACUACACUAGAAUUCUGCCACAUAUCAAAGUGCUGCAGUUCACGUCUGUUCAGGCAACCAUAGACGCCGUGGGGAGUGCAAGGAAAAUUCAUAUAAUUGAUCUGGGGAUGAGAACUGGAUCGCAAUGGACAGUAUUAAUGGAAUUUCUUGCACACAGAGCUGCUGCUGGUUCUAGUUCUAGGCUUCAGAUUCUGAAGAUGACAGCAGUUGGGAUGAAUGGCCAAGAGCUUAGGAAAAGCGGGAGAAGACUUUAUGAGCUCGCUAAAUCUUUGGAUAUUCCAUUCGCGUACAAGAUUGUGGAGAUCAAAAGCCUAGAGGAUAUCAAGAAAGGCCUAUUCAGCGUUAGAUCUGGUGAGGCGUUGGCAGUUUAUGCUCCAAUUGUUCUGAGAAGUUUGUUAUACGAUCCUGUAAUUCUGGUCAAUAUUCUAUGUGCUAUCAGGAAACUAAGGCCUCGGAUAAUGGUGACUGUCGAAAUAGAAGCGAGGCAUAAUUCUCCAUCUUUUGUGAAAAGAUUGAGCGAAGUGCUUUACCAGUACAGCGCUUUUUUCGAUUUGCUGGAUUCCAUCUUUCCAGACAGAAAUGAUGUAAAGAGGGUAAAGCAUGAAGAAUUAAUUGAUGGAAAUCAGAUAAGGAAUAUGAUAGUCUACGAGGGAGACGAGAGGACAGUGAGGCAUGUUACAAUUGAUGUGUGGAGGUCUUUCUUCACACAAGCAGGGUUCAAGGAAAUGAUCUUCAGCUUUCAAGCUUUAUAUCAGGCAAAACUAUUGUUAACGGAAUAUGCUACCGGACACUAUUACACUCUGGAACCUGUUGAACAUGCCUUAACUGUAGGGUGGAAAGGAACGCCAUUAUUUGCACUCUCUGGAUGGAGUGGUAACAAAUGA